Molecule: messenger RNA, 279 nt
Organism: Rotaria socialis
Lineage: Eukaryota; Metazoa; Rotifera; Eurotatoria; Philodinida; Philodinidae
Source: the annotation of a GenBank genome assembly
AUGGCAAACGAACAACAGAUGAAAGCAUGGUUAAACGAACACGGUCCAGAUGGCGGACGAGUCAUUAUUUUCAAAGACGGUUGUCCGUUUAAAGCUGGCCAGUAUAAUUCGAAAGUACAUGUGGAAACACCUUAUGGCUGGAAACCUUUAGAAAUGACGGCUGGAUACAAUAUCUACGUUGGGCCGCAAGGAGAAUGGGAGAAUAAAGGAGACGGUGGGUGGGUUAAUUGGGCAUUCCAGGGUGGAAAGAGAGUCGGUGACAAAAAAGUGAUAUUUUAA